Molecule: messenger RNA, 2199 nt
Organism: Vespa mandarinia (Asian giant hornet)
Lineage: Eukaryota; Metazoa; Arthropoda; Insecta; Hymenoptera; Vespidae
Product: glutathione S-transferase 1-1-like
Biological process (GO): glutathione metabolic process
Molecular function (GO): glutathione transferase activity
Source: RefSeq, a predicted model, not a curated record
UGGUGAAACGGCAAGAUGCCGAUUGAUUUUUAUUACUUUCCACUGAGUCCACCUUGCCGAAUGAUUUUAUUGCUCGGCAAAGCGAUAGGUGUGCACUUCAACUUGAUAUCGAUCAACCCACUCAAGGGUGAACAAAUGAAGGCAGAAUUUUUAAAGAUAAAUCCAGAGCAUACUAUACCAACUAUAAACGACAAUAGCGUCGUUUUAUGGGAAAGUCGAGUAAUAAUGCAAUAUCUCGUUGAGAAAUAUGCCAAAGACGAUGCGCUUUAUCCCAAGGAUCCUAAAAAACGUGGUAUCGUAGAUCAAAGAUUAUAUUUUGAUAUUGGCACAUUGUACGAGAACAUCGACAAAUGUUACUUUCCUAUAUUCUUGGGAAUGAAGGAUACCAUCGAUGAGAAGAUUCUUCGAAAUUUGGAAAAAUCUUGCGAGAUAUUGAAUACAUUUUUAGAUUCCAAUGAUUUCGUUGCCGGUGAAAAUUUAACCAUCGCCGAUUUUAGCAUAUCGACGAGUAUCGUUGUAUUAAAGAAUUUUGAAUUCGAUAUUGGUCGUUAUGAUAAUGUGGAUGCUUGGUACGAUCGAUGCAAAACCAUAAUGGAAAAAUUUGGUUUCGAGAAGAUUCAUGCACCCGGUAAUAAAGCAUUCAAUGAAGGUUAUCGUGCUAAUUUGGCGAAAAGUAUGUCUUUGGAUUUAUAUUAUUUACCAAUGAGCUCUCCCUGUCGUGCUGUUUUAUUAACCAUUGAAGCACUCGGUUUGUCAGUGAAUUUAAAGGAAAUCGAUUUGUUCACUGGCGAACACCUCAAAUCGGAAUACGAACAGUUGAAUCCUCAAAGGACUAUACCUUUUCUCGUUGACGGUGAUUACAAACUCUCGGAAAGUCGAGCGAUCAUGUGUUAUUUGGUAGAUCAAUAUGGAAAAAAUGAAAGAUUAUAUCCGCAAAAUCCAGUAUCACGUGCAUUGGUCAAUCAAAGAUUAUACUUCGACAUUGGGAAGCUUUACAAAAAUCUCAGUUCUUACUACUAUCCUGUGGUGUUCCACGGCGCGAAGAGUUACGACGAGGAACAAUACGAAAAGCUAAAAAAUGCUUUCGAUCUAUUGGACAAAUUUCUCGAGGAUCAGGAUUACGUAGCUGGUCGUAGUUUAACGAUCGCCGAUUUGGCAUUGGCAUCGAGCGUAUCCACUGGAGAGGCGUUCGGAUUCGAUGUCUUUAGAUAUAAAUACGUCUCCAAGUGGAUGGACAGAAUUAAAAGCUCAGCUCCUGGAUAUCGAAAGGCGAACGUGGAAGGUCUUGAAAUAUUAAAAAAGUUGGCCGCUGAUAGGAUGUCUCAGCUCUAUAAGAGAUUGAUGGACACUUAUCCAGUAAUAUGCCCCAGGGUACCAUAUAAUCACCAACAGAGAGGCAGCACUGUAGUAACAGGUCAUAUUUAUAUAGAGAGUUUGGAGAACCGACGUAUGAUCAUAAAGACUAUUGCUAUUCAACGUAUCAACGAGAAACUCAACGAUACAGAAAAAAAUAUGCCGAUCGAUCUUUAUCAAGCACUAGGAAGUGCGCCAUGCGCUGCGGUUCGUUUAACAGCAGCGUCUGUCGGUGUUACCUUGAAUUUGAAAGAAAUUAAUUUAAUGAAUGGUGAACAACUCAAACCAGAAUUUCUAAAGAUAAAUCCUCAACAUACUGUGCCUACCAUCGAUGACAAUGGUUUUCACUUAUCCGAAAGUCGUGCAAUUAUGGGAUAUUUAGUUGAUCAGUAUGGUAAAAAUGAUUCAUUGUAUCCAAAGGAUCCAAAGAAACGUGCUAUUGUUAAUCAAAGAUUGUUUUUCGAUGCGAACAAUUUGUAUCAAGCUUUUGCUGAUUAUUAUUAUCCAACGAUCUUCGCUGGAGCACCUAAGGAUCAAACCAAAUAUGAAAAAUUGGAAAAGGUUCUUGAAUUCCUUGAUAAAUUUUUAGAAAAUGAGACCUACGUGGCUGGUAAAAAUAUGACGAUAGCUGAUCAUUCUAUUGCUGUCACCAUUUCUAAUUUUGAGUUAAUGGAUUACGAUCUUAGUAAAUUUCCGCAUAUUACUAAAUGGUACAAGCGUAUGAAGGCUGAAAUUGUUAAAUACGAUGAAAUUCGUACUGAGAGUCUAAAAGCUUUUAAAAAUUUAAUGGAUACUCUCAAGAAGAAGAAGUAAAUUUUUCAUCGUAUGAAAAAAAAAAAAAAAAAA